CCCCAGCAACAUGGAGUGCAUCCUACUCAUCCACAUACAAGGACUGAGUUUAUGAGCACAGUUGCUUCUCACAAACCUCAACAUGCACAGCAAUCUCAACAGAGAGUGCAUCCUACUCAUCCAAAUACUAUGAGCACAGCUGCUUCUCACAGGCUUCAACCCGCACAGCAGCCUCAGCAGAGAGUGGUGCGUAAAGAGCCUCAGGUGAAGCCGAUCAACAGGUACGCCCCUCCAGAUUACCUGACACUAAUGUAUCACCCCACUCCCACACUGGAGGACCUGGGGCUAACCAGUUAUAUGGACAGUCCUCCCUCAUCACCCAGAACUAGGUCACCAGCUCGGGAGGAAAAAACGGCGGAUUGUCAACCAGAGCGAGAGUCGGCAAGGAGGGUCUUACCAGCAUGGGACGCACCAACAAACGACUUUUUUGACCAAGAAUCCAAGACAACUAACUCAAAAGCUAGAGAGUUCAGGACGGCUGUGUCAGCUCACAAGCAGUCCCCAAAGACUGACACUGUAUCAGAGGCUAAAACCUCUACACUGAAUGUGACCAAUCAAAUGAGUGAAAGACACUAGGCAAAUGUGACCAAUCAGAGGAGUGAGAGACACCAGGCAAAUGUGACCAAUCAAGUGAGUGAAAGACACCAGGCAAAUGUGACCAAUCAAAUGAGUGAGAGACACCAGGCAAAUGUGACCAAUCAGAGGAGUGAGAGACACCAGGCGGCCUCACACACUCAGAUGAAUAAACAUCUGGCAACAAAUGUUGAACCUCAAAGAUAUGUCCCAAGCUUUGCCCCAAAAGACUGGGACCCAACUACCAAGUCAUAUAAGUCCUUACAAGGACCUGCAUAAAC
Molecule: messenger RNA, 854 nt
Organism: Saccostrea cuccullata (small rock oyster)
Lineage: Eukaryota; Metazoa; Mollusca; Bivalvia; Ostreida; Ostreidae
Exons: 3
Coding region: 52-576 (174 amino acids)
Source: RefSeq, a predicted model, not a curated record